Messenger RNA from Agrilus planipennis (emerald ash borer), 804 nucleotides. Its product is annotated as cytochrome b5 domain-containing protein 1-like. Lineage: Eukaryota; Metazoa; Arthropoda; Insecta; Coleoptera; Buprestidae. The record is from RefSeq and is a predicted model, not a curated record. Bases 59 to 766 code for a protein of 235 amino acids. The transcript has 3 exons.
UUUGACGUUUAUGUAGAAGCAAAUAUUGUAAAUAUUUAUUUUAAUAUAUUUUUUGAAAAUGCCAAAAGAGCAAAAAUACACCCGCAAAACCGAUCGGAUAUAUAUUGCACCUUUCGAAGUGGCAUUGCACAAUCAGCCAGAAGACUGUUGGGUUUCCUUUUUAGGGAAGGUGUUCAACUUGACAAAAUUGGUACAAGAAUUUAAAAAUACUGAUUUAGUUAAGCCUAUUUUGGCUUUCGCUGGCAAAGAUGUAAGUCAGUGGUUUGACGAGAGAAAUGGAGAUAUUCGAUAUUUUAUUAAUCCCGUUACGGGAUGUCGUGUUCCUUUUUGUCCUAAUGGACCAAUACCUCAUGUUGGUCUGCCAACACCGUCAUCAGAUUGGAAACCAGUUCUGUUACCCUGGUGGAAGGAUGACGAAAGAUAUUUUGUAGGACCUCUCACGAAGAGAGUAAGACCUAUCAAUAUCAUAAACAUGCUAAUAGGUACGAAUGUGACUAUAAAUGUAUGCUGUGAAGACACAAUUACAAGAAUAAUGGAAAGAUAUUCAAUUUUUAAUGAAGAUGCCUCAAGUUAUACCUGGAGAUUUGACAACAGGAACUUGGACAUGUUCAAAACAUUAGAAGAAAAUGGGAUUUUUGAUGAAAGGGAUGAUUAUACCCAUGCAGGUCUACCCCAAUCUUUGUACACUCCAGCUAUUUACAUUUAUUACAACGAUGAUAUGAAACAUUAUCUGCCGGAUUCAUCCGAUGAAGGAGAUAUACUGUAAUUUAUCGAAUUAAUUUUUGAAAUACAAUUUAUUUUUUA